Molecule: messenger RNA, 1121 nt
Organism: Triticum urartu
Lineage: Eukaryota; Viridiplantae; Streptophyta; Magnoliopsida; Poales; Poaceae
Biological process (GO): regulation of DNA-templated transcription
Molecular function (GO): DNA-binding transcription factor activity; DNA binding
Source: RefSeq, a predicted model, not a curated record
CGCAGCCAGCCAGCGGCUACUACCCUUCGACGACCUACAGCAGCAGCAGCACGAGCAGGCUUCCAUCGACGACGACGACGACGACGACGACUAGCUAGCUUCUUCCGGACAGCUUCCGGCAUGUCGACGUUGUCGCCGGUGAGCGGGGCCGCGUCGCCGGAGGCGGAGGGUGGCGGGGGCAGGAAGUACAAGGGCGUGCGGCGGCGCAAGUGGGGCAAGUGGGUGUCGGAGAUCCGGCUGCCCAACAGCCGGGAGCGCAUCUGGCUGGGCUCCUAUGACGCGCCCGAGAAGGCCGCGCGCGCCUUCGACGCCGCCUUCGUCUGCCUCCGCGGGCCCGGCGCCGCCGGCGCGGACCUCAACUUCCCGGACUCGCCGCCCCCGCCGUGCCGCCACAGCGUCGACCCGCAGGAGGUGCAGGCGGCCGCGCUCUCCCACGCCAACCGCGCCGCCGUCUCGGUCAGGGAGGCGGCCGCGGCUCUCAUGGAGGACGACUGCUCGCGGGCGCCGGCCGCGCUGUCGACGGAGCAGUGGCCCGUGACGCAGCCGUCGUGGGCGCAGCAUGACAGCGGCAUGGACAUUUUCGGCGACGAGGUGGCGGCCGCGCCGGACGGCAGCAUGGACUGGCGCUCGGUCAUGGCGCACCAGCCGCCGCUCUUCUCGCCGACGGCCGGCUGGGGCAGCAAUGCGUACGACUUCCUGCAGGUGACGCCGCCGCCGACGCAGGGAGACGAGGACAUGGAGGAGUGUGGCCAUGGCGCCAGCGCUUCCCUGUGGAGCUUUGACUCCCGAGACUCCUACUUCAGAUACUAGUUCUCUUCUUCUUUUUACGGGUCUAUACAUCAUAGUAUAAACUAUAGUUAACAUACUUUCACUGCUGCAGUUAACCUAAAUGUGCAGAAUUUCAUCAGGGUGCAUUGCAAAGAGUAUUACAAUUGCAUUGCCUGUUUUAACACUGUCUACAGCCGCUCUCCCCCCGCCAUAUUUGUAUCUUGCAAGCGGAUAAUGCAAAAGUGAAGCUGAAAAAUUGUAUUGCCGCUUAAAGAAAAUAAAAGAAAAUGUAUAUGGAUGUACUACCAAGGUCACAGUCCCUUGUCUAAGUCAACAUCAUGAGCCGUCCUAUG